UUUUCUUUCGCCUCCCUUCUUCUUCUUCUUCUUCUUCAUCGUCGUCGUCACCAAAGUCUUAUUGAAAACUUCUCAGAAACGAAAAAAAAAAAAAAAGGAAUAAAUUUUCCAAAAAGCUUGAAACUUUCGUCCUCUGAUGGCGAAAAACUUAUAAAAUUGGAUUAAAAUUGUAGAGAGAUUGUAAAGAGAAAGGGAUUCUGAAGGAUAAAAUCAUGUCGAGAUCUCUGGUGAAACGCUUCGCUCCUUAUUUGGCUGGUCGUAUUAGAGAAAACCAUCGGUUGCUUAAUUUUUCUUCCGUUUCUGCUCUUAACGAAGCUUCUUCUUCUUCCUCUUCUCAAUCUGAUACGUCUUCUUCUCUCGAGGUUGUCCAUCUCAGCGACAAUUGUAUCCGGAGGAUGAAAGAGUUGCAAUCCAGUGAGCCGGAGAAGAAGCUGCUUCGCUUGGGUGUAGAGACGGGAGGCUGUUCUGGUUUCCAGUAUGUGUUUGAGCUUGAUAGUAAAACCAAUCAUGAUGACAGGGUUUUUGAGAAGAAUGGUGUCAAAUUGGCUGUAGAUAAUGUUUCAUACGACUUCGUGAAAGGUGCUACGGUUGAUUAUGUUGAGGAACUGAUCCGUGCUGCCUUUGUGGUAGCUGAAAACCCAGCCGCAGUAGGUGGAUGCAGUUGUAAAAGCUCCUUCAUGGUGAAACAGUGAAUCACUGAAUAUGUCUUCUUUACAUGGAGUUGAAACCACGUUUGAUCUUUUGUUUAUUACAUGUAUAAUGUCAUAACUAGGGAAAGAUACAAAACUCUGUAGGCUUCUAGCUCAACAAAUGAUUUGUUCAUCCUAUUUUUAAAGAAUAAUGGAAAGAUUUAUACAAAGAGGAAUCUUGUAUC
This is a messenger RNA of Camelina sativa (false flax), 874 nucleotides long. Its product is annotated as iron-sulfur assembly protein IscA-like 2, mitochondrial. Gene Ontology annotation, cellular component: mitochondrion. Gene Ontology annotation, molecular function: 4 iron, 4 sulfur cluster binding; 2 iron, 2 sulfur cluster binding; iron ion binding. Gene Ontology annotation, biological process: iron-sulfur cluster assembly. NCBI's taxonomy places the organism in Eukaryota, Viridiplantae, Streptophyta, Magnoliopsida, Brassicales, Brassicaceae. The record is from RefSeq and is a predicted model, not a curated record.